This is a messenger RNA of Gadus macrocephalus (Pacific cod), 5253 nucleotides long. It is a transcript of the gene sdc4, whose product is annotated as syndecan 4. Bases 943 to 1698 code for a protein of 251 amino acids. Lineage: Eukaryota; Metazoa; Chordata; Actinopteri; Gadiformes; Gadidae. Gene Ontology annotation, cellular component: cell surface; membrane. The record is from RefSeq and is a predicted model, not a curated record. Gene Ontology annotation, biological process: cell migration. The transcript is spliced from 5 exons.
GGGUGGUUUGACAGGGUGGCCUUUCAGAUUGUGUUAAAAACAAAGUGGACACAUUGAGGAGCUCUGUGUUAACAGAGGGCGGCUGCAGAGGCGGUUCUACUCACUGUUUUUCCGGGCAGGUUAUGGUCCUAAUGGAAGGAUCCGGAUUCAUGAGCCUGGCUCGUCUCGCAGCAUCAGGCAGGCCUCUCUUUGACCGGCUGCUGUAGAAGGUCGGUUAAGGAACCCGGUUAACAUGGCAGUAGCCACAGAAAGUCAGGGGUUCGAAUCCCGCCGUCACCACUGUGCCCUUGAGCAAGGCACUUAACCCCAGAUUGCUCUAUGGGAGAUGGGCCCUGAAAUAAUGGAUCGUCGUCGUCGUAAGUCACUUUGGAUAAAAGCGUCGGCUAAAUGCUUAAACAAAUAAACAAGCAAAUGAUAGAUCAGCAGGUCAAACAAGGAGCGUUUCUUCAAUAACUACAAUGUGUGUCUCGUUAGGAAUUCAUGCUCAACUAGUUUUCAACCAGCCACUGACGGCCAACGCCUACAAGGAAACGAUGGGUGAUGUCAUCCCACUCCGACAACUGGACAGGCACGUGUGUUCUGAUGGGUAAACCCGGGAGAGCAGUUUCAUGAUCAAGGGAGGGAGUCUGCCUUUCACGUGGAACACGCAACAUGUUCUGUAGAAGAUGUGAAAGUUCCUCAAGCUGAGGAACUCGCUUGAGGAAGUUUUCAAGUGGACUUUCUCUGCUUUCGUCUUUGGUAAACAUUUCCCUGUUGUAUAAUAUUCCCAUUCAUGCCAGCUUGGGGUUGGGCUUUUGGGGCUUAACCUGUUCAGAAGCCAAAGAGAAUUUUUCUUUGUGGACAAACCUUUGUUUUGAUUGCGUAAUCAUUUAGGGAGUGACGUUGACUUAGUACAGAAAAAUCCCAAAUCCAGUUUCCUCUUUCUAAGGUGCGCUGUAUCACAUGACCCGAGGCCUUGUUUUGUCGACCAAUAGGAGUUUCUUUAAUGGCGCUCGUUUGGAAACUCCAUGCAACAUGACCACCAGUAAAACCAGAGUCCAGCGUCUGAACGGAACAAAGAACCUCUUUGUUGGAUUACUUGUUGUUAAGGCAAGACAGAGCCUCAAGGUGAGGGAGAUGGAGACAUGGAUGCCCACGACGCGCCCUGACGACCUGGUGUCGUCGGGAGACUCCCCCAACGGCUCGGACUUCGCCUUCACCGAGGACACGCACACCACCGUCGACGCCGAAGACGAUACGCCGUACGACGACGAAGAUGACGAGGAGGAGUCAGAGUUCUCCGGAUCCGGUGAUGGAGCCACCACCGUGCCCACCAGAUGGGACCAGGACAAGACGCCAGCCAUGCCUGACGUCAACGACAACCAGAUCUCAGAGCUGGAGCGCCCGGCCCUGCCCACGGUGGACGAGGUGGAGGCGGUGCGGAAGAGCAACGAGAUCCACCUGCACAGCAACGAGGCGCCCUCCUCCCACGAGGAGCAGCCCUCCAACGUGCUCAUGUCCCACGCCAGCGACGAGAGCAUCUUCAACAAGACCGAGGUCCUCGCAGCUCUGAUCGCAGGGGGCGCUGUGGGGCUGAUCUUCGCCGUGCUGCUCAUUCUGCUGCUCAUCUACCGCAUGAAGAAGAAGGACGAGGGCAGCUACGACCUGGGCAAGAAGCCCAUCUACAAGAAGGCCCCCACCACGGAGAUAUACGCAUAGUCCCGCCCCCCCUCACCUCUGAACCCUGAUCAAGACCCCCGGAUACGGACCCAGCCCCCAACCUCACUCAGUGCCUGAAACCCCCCCCCCCCCCCCCUCCUCCUCCCUCUGCUGGGCCUCAACGCCCCUCCCAAUGACAUUCAGUAGCAGCCAAUCAGGGAGGGAGACCGCUUCAACGGAGCACUGACUGACUCCGCCCCCUCCUCCUCAUCCUCCUCAAUAUUCAAUAAAUCGAUUGGUGCUCUUCUAUCCAAUCGGAGGCUUUGUUCUUAGAUUUGUUUUAUUGUUUUUAGUUUUUUGAGAAGAAGCGAGAGGGGAGAACCGUUUCAGGUCCAAACCAGUUCGGUACGAGACCACCAUUUUGAUUAGAAUUUACUUUUUGGUUUUCAUUUUGGUUUCGUCUCCCCAUGUAAAUAGCAUCUACAACUUUAUUGACAAUUGAGGACUUUGUAAAUAAAUGGCAAAGUCUUCUCUUGCAUUUCUCUUUCGUACCCCCCCCCCCCCCCCCCACCCCACCUCUCUCUAUCCCCCCCGGUCCUCCAUUUUGUAACACUAACACUGUGCAAUGCCAUGCUCUCAUCGCGGUACACGUUCAGUUCCAUUUAUUUAUUUUCCUUGUCCUUUUACCUCCUCCGGCUCCUCAUUGGUCCACUCCUCAACCAAUGAGGAGUCUGUUUUAGAUUUUUUUUUUUUUAUUGAAUCUUGUUCUGGUAUCGCAGAGCUCCACUUUACUGUAGUUAAUUAUUUUGUUAUGUCUUUGUGUCUUCAACGUCAUGCAGAGAUUUCAACCGUUUAUUGUGACUUUCGUUUUCUUUUCUAAAUAAAAGAUUUCCUUUUAUGCUCGGGAAGAAAUGUCACCCCGCGUUGUCAGUAGGUACUUUCCCUGUCGAUCAGAAACCAUCACAGCCCACUGGUGGCAUUUACGGUCCUUACCGCGGCAACCACCACAGGCCUUCCGUACCCUGGGCUGAACUAUUCAGAGCAGUCCUCCUGGGUAAAUAGUUACAGCACUCUUAGAAAUCAUUCAUUCCUUCUGACAUGAGUCAGGCUUCAAAUUCCGCCACACGGAAAGACCUGGAGAUUAACCCUCAAGUCGGACGUUACCGGAAGAAAACAAUAGAAUGAGUUUAACUAGGCUUUUAUAACCAACGGUGACUUGGCCACUUUUUUUCAAUCAUUGGUGAGAGUCUAAACGUCUUAAGUCCCAGGAUAUAGCAAACAUUGACAGAAGGUAGGAUACUGCCCCUUGGGUACUGGUUCAUGGUGUUCUAGUGCUGGUUCAAAGAACUUUCUCUAUUACUGGUUCCUGGGACUUUUUCUAGCACUGGUUAACGGUACUGGUUCUAUUGCUGGUUCUUGGUACUGAUUCAUAGUACUGGUUUGUGAUACUUGUUCAUAGUACUUGUUCUAGUACUGGUUUGUGAUACUUGUUCAUAGUACUGCUUCAUGGGACUGAUUCAUAGUACUUGUUCUAGUACUGGUUUGUGAUACUUGUUCAUAGUACUGCUUAAUGGGACUGAUUCAUAGUACUUGUUCUAGUACUGGUUUGUGAUACUUGUUCUAGUGCUGGUUUUGUCGACGUGCCCGGGAGAGAAGUCUGUAGUAUAAUUUUCCUUCUCUCUCCAGCGUUGGUUUGGUGAAUCGGAUCACUGGGUUCUGGCCGAGGCAGCGCAUUCCAGACCGGCCCACCAGCCGGGGGAGGGGGGGGGGGGGGGGGACAUCACAUAACCACCAGCCUGUGGUUAUGUGGGGGGAGGGCGGCUGUGGUCAUCAGCGUGCGCUUUAGAAGUCGGCCCUCUGAAAGAUAAUAUUUCCUGCUUAUCUCGGUCCAUGUGUGACCCUAAUGGUGGAGCCGCCGUAGGCCCCCGCCCCGCCUUUUGAGUCACGGUCACGACACACAAGAAUCUGGCAGUUGGUCUCUUAUCAUGAUUAACUGUCGUUUUCAAGCUAUUCCGUGGCCCUCAAUCUCUCCGAAGUUUGUCAAAUAAGCUAGACUCUCAAGCUAUUUUUGUUUAUUUUCUGUCCUGUGUUUUGUGAGUUUUGGUUCAGUAAGCUUCAUCAUGGGGGUAUUAUUAGUACUCCUCUUCCUCAGAUUAACGAACACACUGUAUUUAUAAAGUUCUGGUUCCAACAGACGCACACGGGUCUAGUAAGGGUCUGUACAUAGUUUGGAUUACAUGUUGGUACGUCAUUUCUCUCAUAGGCAUCGCAAUAUACACAACCCAAAUCCUACCAAAUAUUUAAAUGCCAAAUUAUUUUUCUUUUUGUCUUUUUGGUUUGUAUUGCUUAUAGCUUCUAUUGCUCCACCGCCGUAUCAAUGUUUAAGUUCUGGUUGUGAUUAUACUGUCAGUGCUUGGAAUCAAACUCGCACCUCUUCUGUUGAGGGUCGAGUUGUUUAUUUUCGAUACUACCGAUGCAUAUACUAACUCUCAUUCUUUCUCUGUUUGUUGGUUUUAUUUUCAGGAUUUGACCAACGUUUUUCUUUUUCUUCAUUAAUUUAACUCGAUAUUGUAUGGCCUCCUCCCUGCCCCUCCUCCCUUGUUAAGCUGUUGUAUAUGUCAUUUUAAAAGGUUUAUACACACUAGGUGGAGAUUUUCAAAAGCAAAUAGUUAUAAGACAGUUUUUUAAGAGUUUCUAUUAUCUUUUAGACUUUUUGUUUUGAAGCGCUAUGUAUUUAUGUGUUUUUAUUUUUUUGUUAUUGUAGAAGAAGGAUUUCUCAUGUGGUCUGUGUUUAUCGCUCGGUCUUUUAAGGGAUGUUGUACCGACGAGAUGGCCACAAGAGAUUUGGUUCCAGAUUAACAGUUUGAAAUGAAAGCUUCACAAAACAUAUCACUGCCAUGUUUUCAGCGGUUCAAACUGCCACAGUUAGCAUCACUCGGCUAGCUAAGUGGUGUUAACCUUAGCCGUUGUGCUAAGUCUCUGUUAGCCCAUCGGUUGCUCGGAUACUUUCAGGCCCUGGUUCCUGCUACUGCUACUGCUAAUGGCUAAGUGGUAAAUGAUUGGCUGGUGAAACCACCAUCACUUAGCUAGCUAGCUCAGCAAAUUUUAUCCUGGAGGUUGUUGAAGUGCAUUUCGUUUCAAUAGCUCAAAUUGUGUUCCCUCUUAAUCUCAUGCGGUCUUCGUAAAGAAAAUUGUAGAAUUGUAAUUGAAGAAACGCUCCGAUCAUCAUUCACGUCAUUAAAGCGUUUAUUAAUUGAACGGUUCACAAUCUGCUUUGAUCAGGAACCAGUCAACCCCAGUAAAGUGGGGGAUCCCUCACCAAACAAAUGCCUUUUAAAUAACAUGGACCUCCGGCAGUAAGCAUGUCAUUAAACGUCUCUCCAUCUGGAAGCACCCACCUCAGUGGAGAGUUCCAGAUACUCCUGAUUACUACCCAGAACCCCCAUGGAAACCGUUCAGAUGUUAAUCUGCUCCCAGCUCUUGUCACUUUGGCUCAGGAGAGAAAUGUCCUGGAGCAGCACAUGGACAAACGCAUGGGCACCAACCAAUGAAUCAUUGGUUUCUGCAUGCCGGGCCUGGUUUUAUUAUUUGAAAUAAAGCUAUUUUUAUGCACAA